CGGGCUUCAUCAAGUCGUAUUGUUUAGGACGUCCGCAUGAAACCAAUUUUUUGUUAUUUUACCAUAAUCACUGAAAAGGAUAUGCUACUAAUGCAUGAUAUAUGAUAAAAAAGACACUGUUCGUACAAGAUAGCGAGACCUAUCUGUGUUGAUAAUGUUUAUCCCUUUCAAAAAUUGUAAAAUUCACGUGUAAAUAUGCAGAACUCGAAUUUUCUCUGAUUUCAACACGACAGAGCACCUUAACGAAUAUCCUGUGUUAUUGUCUCGUCUAGUGACAUUACAGUUUGUCAGAGGGAAUCAUGAAUGAGGAGGAGAAAUUCAAAGAGGACGUGACAUCUGAUGUCCCAACCUCAGGGGUACGCCGAGGGGGAAUUCAUCGCUGGAAGGCGGGCACAAGGCUCCCAGAGGGAGCAGUUGUUAUGAGACCAGAUCAAAUUAAAAAGAUCAUUCAGAGGGAGAUAUCAGCCUAUCCCAACUUACGAGAUGUUUUCCUGUUGCGUCAUGAGCCACACAUCGCUAAUGGCGCCUCUGCUUUCACGUCUUCCUAUCUCGCCAGCGGAAUUUUUCAGGCGAUCACCUCCAACAGGAAGAUUCCUCCGGGAUUUCUGUUUCUCAGUUUAUUUACUUCAUGUAUCCCUACUUUUAUACUACAGAACAUCGCAGUUAGGGACCAGAUUCUGACGGGGUCUGGCUCUAGACUGCUCACACAAACGGCAAGCAGUGUUGGAAUACAGACGUUCUUCGGAGUCAUCUAUCCCUGCCUCAUGGUCAGUUAUAAGGUGUUCACCUCCGAGUUUAACGCGUACGCCCAGAAAGGUAAUAUUAGCUGGUUCCCUAGGACUUUACUGGGAAACAAGAGGCUUGUGAUCUUAUUUUGUGGUAGUUUGGCCGGGCAGGCUUUGUUAGGGGCCUCGCUGCCAUAUUUCACCAGACAGCAGUAUGAUUCUUUUGUGAAUAAAGUGUUUGGCAGCAGCUGAUUACACAUCAGAAGUAGGAUUAAACACUUGUAGUAUUUCAGUUUUACUUUGGAAUGAAAAAUAAAUUCUGACCAUUAAAAUUUA
Messenger RNA from Saccostrea cuccullata (small rock oyster), 1061 nucleotides. RefSeq lists its product as uncharacterized. The record is from RefSeq and is a predicted model, not a curated record. The coding region runs from base 300 to 977 and encodes 225 amino acids. Lineage: Eukaryota; Metazoa; Mollusca; Bivalvia; Ostreida; Ostreidae. The transcript is spliced from 3 exons.